CAAUGUUUCACUACAAAUACGUUCACAAACCAUCAUCAUCUCUUCACCCCCUUCCUUCAAAUAUAGAAAAUAUGGCAACACAAAACAAGAUUCAGAAAAACUCUCUCAUCAUUUUCCUCUUCACCUUAGUCGUCAUCGCCCAGACCGCUACCUCUCAGAACUGCCUCACCAUUGGUUGUCCUGGCAUUAACGAGUGUUGUAGCCAUACGGGUUACUGCGGCACCAAUGUAGAGCACUGCGGCUUUUGGUGCCUCAGCGGCCCUUGCCAACUUUCUAAGAGUUCCAGCUCUUACAGACUCAAUGAUGGCCCACGCGGGAAGAUCGAAAGCAUUGUUACACCUGCAUUAUUCCACAGACUCAUGCGUAAAGUCGGAAGUAAUUGCACGGGAAAAGGUUUCUACACCCGUGAGGCUUUCAUCACAGCAGUCAAAUCUUUCGAAGGCUACAAGGGAACGGUAGCUAAACGCGAGAUUGCGGCCAUAUUGGCUCAGUUCUCUUACGAAUCUGGAAAUUUUUGUUACAAAGAAGAAGUAACGAGUGAGACAUAUUGCUCGUCAAGCAAGACAUACCCUUGUCAAUCGGGAAAGAAGUACUAUGGUCGCGGUCUCUUGCAGUCAAUCAAAUGGAACGAGUUCUAUGGUGAGGCGGGAAAGUACCUUGGCCUCCCUCUAUUGAAAGAUCCAGAUAUGGUGGCUCGUAGUCCGGAAGUGGCUUUCAAAUUUGCAAUGUGGUUUUGGAAGACCGAAGUUGGUCCAUCACUAAGACUAGGAUUUGGAGCGACCACGAUGAGGAUCAAUGGCAUAGAGUGUGGUGGUAUGAGUUGGAAUGCUGAGGCUAUGCAGAACAGGAUUAACCAAUACUUGGAGAUCUGCAAGUGGUUUGGGGUGAAUCCUGGUAAAGAUCUAUAUUGCUAAAAGGCAUUCCAUGUGAUAGUACGUUUAACUUAAUUUAAGUUGUCGAUUGUAAUGUUUCCAAUAAUUAAAGGUUUCGAUUGUGGUGUUUCCAGUUUUAAAGAUUAAAAGUCAUCAGGUGAGAAUAUAAUAUGUAAUAAUAUCACAAAUGGAAAAAAAUAAAAUAAUGGCUACAAGUAUUGA
Molecule: messenger RNA, 1094 nt
Organism: Arabidopsis thaliana (thale cress)
Lineage: Eukaryota; Viridiplantae; Streptophyta; Magnoliopsida; Brassicales; Brassicaceae
Product: Chitinase family protein
Exons: 2
Coding region: 3-914 (303 amino acids)
Biological process (GO): cell wall macromolecule catabolic process; carbohydrate metabolic process; chitin catabolic process
Molecular function (GO): chitin binding; endochitinase activity; chitinase activity
Source: RefSeq, marked reviewed